UAAAUAAAUUUUUCAAAUAAUAUUCAAAACUUUAGUACAAGUAGAGAGAAAUAUAAGUUAAAGUUAAUAAAACUUGAUGUUUAAGUUUAGUUGACAUCUUCACUUUAACUAAAUCUAAAAUGGCAUCUGCUGAGGCUCUGUUCCUGAUCACAGCUAUAAUUGGCUUAAUUUAUUUUUGGGUCAAACAUAAUUAUAGUUAUUGGCAACGUAAAGGUAUUCCGUACUUAAAACCGAUUCCAUUUAUUGGUAACACUAAAUCAAUAUUAACGUUGAAAACGAGUAUCGGGUUGAUUGCGUCAGAUGUCUAUAGUGAUAAAACAUUGAGCGAUGCGGCCGCUGUAGGAAUAUACAGUUUCCAUAAACCUGGAUUAGUUAUACGAGAUAUUGAAUUAAUAAAAUCAAUUUUAAUCAAGGACUUCAAUAAAUUUUCAAACCGUACAGUAGCUUGUGAUCCACAUAAUGAUCCACUAGGAUCGAAUAAUUUAUUUUUCGUUAGAAAUCCAGAAUGGAAAGAUAUCAGAACAAAACUAUCACCAGUUUUUACAAGUGGUAAAAUAAAACAGAUGUAUCCACUUAUGGUUGAUAUUGCAACAGAAUUGGAAAAUCAUUUGACAUCUUAUAAGAAAACCAAUAAUUCCUUUGUAACGGAAGUGAAGGAGAUCUGCGCAAAUUUCACUACAGAUCUUGUCGCCACCAUAGCAUUCGGUUUACGUGCCAACAGUCUCAAAAAUCCAAAUGCCGAAUUUCGUCAUUAUGGAAGAAAAGUAUUUCAAUUUAAUUUGUUUCGCGCAUUUCAUUUCUUCGUUAUAAUAUAUUUACCGAAAUUAGUUAGCUUUUUCCGUGUAAAGAUAUUUUCUACAGAAUGUGCAAAUUUCUUGCGUAAAACUAUUAAUUAUGUCAUAUCAGAACGUGAAAGCAGUGGAACCACUCGCAAUGAUCUUAUUGAUAUUUUGGUAUCCUUGAAAAAGGAAGCUCCAGAUGCACAAAGCCUAUAUAGAGCUAACAAUAAUGAAUUCUUAGUGGCUCAAGCUGCUGUAUUUUUAACUGCAGGGUUUGAGACAUCAUCUUCAACAAUGUCUUUUGCACUUUAUGAAUUAUCGAAGAAGCCAGAAUUACAAAAGCGUUUACGUACAGAAAUUUGCAAUGCAUUCUUGGUUGAAAACGGAAAAAUAUCUUAUGAAAAUAUUCAAAAUCUUCAGUAUUUGGGAAUGGUUGUAGAUGAGAUUUUGCGCAUGUAUCCUGUAUUACCAUUUUUGGAUCGCGAAUUUAACAAAGCUAAAGAUGAGUCAGAUUUUACUCUACAACCAUAUUACAAUUACGCAUUACCCAAUGGCAUGCCAAUAUACAUUCCAAUAUAUGGAAUACAACGUGAUCCAAAGUAUUGGCCGAACCCAGAUGUUUUUGAUCCAGAACGGUUUUCACCAGAAAACAAAAAAAGUCAUACUCCCAUGACAUAUUUUCCAUUUGGAAAUGGACCACAUAAUUGUAUAGGAAGUCGCUUAGGAUUACUUCAAACAAAACUUGGUUUGGUACACUUCUUAAAAAAUUAUUUCGUUGAACCCUGCGAUCAAACACCAUCUGAGAUGGAGUUCGAUCCUAAAGCUUUUGUACUACAAUGUGUUAAAGGUAUUUACUUAAACAUUGUAAAUGAUCGCAUGUACGACAUAAAAGCGAAUGUAAAAUAGAAAAAUUAAUUUAUUUGAAAAAUAAGAUGUAUUUAUUGUGUAUGUUUAU
Molecule: messenger RNA, 1734 nt
Organism: Teleopsis dalmanni
Lineage: Eukaryota; Metazoa; Arthropoda; Insecta; Diptera; Diopsidae
Product: cytochrome P450 6g1-like
Exons: 4
Coding region: 120-1685 (521 amino acids)
Biological process (GO): response to DDT; insecticide catabolic process
Molecular function (GO): iron ion binding; heme binding; oxidoreductase activity, acting on paired donors, with incorporation or reduction of molecular oxygen
Source: RefSeq, a predicted model, not a curated record